This is a messenger RNA of Momordica charantia (bitter melon), 2030 nucleotides long. The record is from RefSeq and is a predicted model, not a curated record. NCBI's taxonomy places the organism in Eukaryota, Viridiplantae, Streptophyta, Magnoliopsida, Cucurbitales, Cucurbitaceae.
GCCAUUGCCUCCAUAAACCAGAAGGUGAACCUUAUCGCCGUUAUCAUCGAGUUCGGCUUCCCCAGGCGAACUAAGGGCACUGGGCACACUAUUGGUUGUUCGCUACAUGCAAAGGAUCCCAUUAGUUACCAUAGAUGCAGCGAUAUGAUUACCAUGACGAGUCUCUAUCAGAUAGUAAAUUUUGAUUUGAUUGAUCCAUUCCUGGGAGUGGGAGCUCACGAGAUAUGUCAAGAUUCAAUUAUCCACAUUUUGUGUGAUGACCUGGUCUAAACACUGGAUCUUUCUUCUACUUGAAAGUCCAACCAAUCAAUUCAUGGAACUUCAUGUCACUUGGUCAAUUAAAUUUAUUUAUGAUUCUUGGGUCAUAUAAAUUACUCUUUUCACCAUUCCCCCUAUCUCUGCCUAGUAAUUUUGUUAGUUUUGAGCUACAAUUUGUUUCAGUAAGGUUCUGCCUACUUUGAGAGCACUUAUAAUUCUUUGGCAGAUUACUUUUGUGCUGUAAAAAUUGUCGAUCAAUCUCAGCCAAAACCUGGAAUUACUGCAAAUAUUUUUGCUGAAAGUUUGGAAAAGCUUCCCCAUGUUGCUUCAGCAGGAGACAUCAUUCAACUCUCUCGUGUUGUGAUGAAAACUCAUCAAGGGGAAAUAUAUGUUGUCUUCAACAAGAAGUUUUCUUCAUUUGCUUUAUAUGAAGGACAAUAUGGAACGAGCUUUCAACCAUAUGAUGUUUCACCAAAAUUUCAACCGAGAGAUCUCGAUAAGAAGUUUAUUUUGAGUCUGAGAGAUUGGCUUGUUGGUUUUGAACUUGAUGAAGGAUCAACGAACUUUUCAUUUGUGAGGGAUAUAAAGGAAAGCAAGCAUGUUAAUUUGAUCUGCAAGAUUGUCUACAUAUGUAAGGAUGCUCAGGAUGGGGCUCUUGCUUUUGUCUGGGAUGGAACUGAUGCUCAACCAAUUAGCAUUGAUACAAAGUUGGCAAAUGAAAUUGACAAUGCGCAUCAAUUGGGACCAAUGUUGCCAAGAGAUAAGUUAUGCACGUUACCUUCAGUUGGCUCUAUCUUGAGGUUAAUUUUUGACAAAGGGACUGAGAAGCAGAGUCUAUGCGUGCUUGAGUCUGGUAAAUGGGUGAAAUUUAUUAAUGUCCUAUGUGAAAUGCAAGUUGGAUUCUUCCAAAUUGUGGUGACAGCAUUUUCGAAGCUUCGAUAUAUGCCAGAGGAGGAUCAUGCUAUACAGGCACGCCAAAGAUCAUACGAGGAACGUUUAGCAUCAAAGUUGGGUAGAAUUUCUUUUUGGAGCUUUCCUUGGCCUUCACCCAUUACAGAGGUGGACUACAAUGAUGAGCCGUUUGUCACAUUGAUGGAUGUUUUAACAUAUCCAAAGGUGACUGCAAAAUUUAAAUGUGUAGUUCGAGUUGUGGCUGUAUAUCCAUUACAGGCCAAGGACUUCUGCUCUCCUGAAGGGACCUACCGGGUUAGGCUGAGCCUAGAAGAUUCAACUGCAAGAAUUCAUGCCUUAUUGUAUGCGGAAGAUGGAUGCAAAUUCUUUGAUGGCCAUCCAUCGGUCGACGCUCUAACAAGGAAGCGAAACAAAUUACUUGGAGUUUCAGCAAGCGGGGAAAAUGAGGCCAGCAUAAGAAAUCCUCCUUGGGUGCAGUGCUGCUUGAAAUCUUAUUACCUCAAUAAACAAGAUUUGUGGGGAAGUAGACGGUACAGACUGUUUGGCACUCGGCUAGUGGUAGUAGAUUAAUAGAAUAGGUGGAACAGUGGCCUAACUGAUCAAACUUUGGGAAAAACAACUUGCUUUUGUGGCAUUUCAGAUAUUUAUUAGAAUUAGCAGCAGACAAAGUGGAAGAAUGCCAAGUGGUCAAACUGUGGGAAAAUAAGCUUGUUUUUUGGCAUUUCAGAUAUUUAUAUUUCAUAGCUGUAAAUAUUUUUCUGUUUCCGAAAAGAAAAAGGUUGUAAAUUUUGCAUGGCGUCGAAUAUUUGCACCCAGUUGACACUUGCAGAAUUGGAUCACAGUUGGAUAUCAUUACACGA